AUGUCAAUAUAUUUUCGCCGACAGUUAAAUGACUGCCCUGCGGGUUAUUCAUGGUAUAGGUGUUCCAAGGGACCCUUUGCAGGAUGUUGUGGUGUCGACCCUUGCGACAUUGGGAUUUGUCUCGAUGCUCCUUUAGACGAAACGGUUAUCUAUGUUUCCACUGACUCUUUGUCCUCAUCAACAACGAUACGUACGACAACAACACGCUACACCUCCAAGAUAGAGCUUCCUACAUCGCCGUCAACCCAUCCUACCGCCACUAGAACUUCCACCCAGACAGUUAGCCAUGACCCAGCUAAGACAGCGGCCGAAACGAGUUCCCCAGUACCAGGAACUAGUUCCCCAGCGCCUGAAGCCGGACCAAGCCGCUUCAAUAUAGGACGGCUAAUCGCCAUAGUUGUCCCGAUAGGUGUUGCUGUGAUCUUGUUACUCGCACUUGUAUGGUUUGCCUCUAGGCGACAAAGAAAAAGAAAUGUUGCGCAGGAGGGAUCGCCUCCCGAAGUUUCCUCUAAACCCCCUUGGUUUAGAGGGAGUGUUUUAGCCUCCCGUGCUAGCUUAUUUAGCAGUGAAAAGCAACUAAGCCAUAACCAACCUUUAUCUGGUAGAGCAGAAGGCUAUCAAAACAAAAAUGAGAUCAAAGAUCUCUAUGAUAACAAUCAGCUUUUGUCAGAGCCCAUGGCUCUAGCUGCAAGUUCCGAAACAAAUGGCAGUAGAUCUCCUCCGGCUGGGCUAGCUCCGCCUAUGUAUAGCAGUCUAUUAAACCCACCGCACGAGAAUCAAGCUGCUGUGCUAUUGGAAUUACUGGGUUCCAUUCCCCAAGGUCCACCAAUCGAAUUAGACGACACGAGCUGUGAUCGGAUCACGGAUCUUUCUUCCUCAUCAGAAGCCGAUAAAUACUCCGCCGUCAUAAAGGGCGUCUUGUCCCGUUCUAAACCUCCGACAAGCAGCCACACCAAAAGGAACAAGGCCAUUGAGCGCAACAAUGCAUUAGGCGGGUCAUUCUUGCACCAGUCUGGAGGAUCCAAGCACGUAACGAGGUUUAUGAAUCAUAAAACCGAACAGAUUGACUUGUUGACGCAAGUUAUCCUCCUUGGACCUCAAAUCUUGUUGGCCCUUAAGGACCAACAUCUUCACGUACUUCCGACUUUCGCCCCAGUAUUCCGUUGGCAAAGAAGAGUUGAAGAGCCACAAAGUGCUGACCUGGUGGAUUGCACGCCUUUCCGAUUUUCAAAUCUAGUGAAGUCGGGUCUCUUCUGUGACAACUAA
Molecule: messenger RNA, 1266 nt
Organism: Coccidioides immitis RS
Lineage: Eukaryota; Fungi; Ascomycota; Eurotiomycetes; Onygenales; Onygenaceae
Exons: 4
Coding region: 1-1266 (421 amino acids)
Source: RefSeq, a predicted model, not a curated record